AUUUCCACAAGUAUAAAUAUCAGAACAUUAGGUACAUUCUUAAGUGCAGCAAAGUAUUUUUUGUUGAACAGGUGAAAGCUUUUAGAAAAGUAAAGAAUUUGAAAGAUUUCAGAUCAUAUUUGCAGAGGCUUAGAAUAUAACAAAAUGGCAGAAAUUGUUACAGAAAUAUCCGAUAUAAUAGACGAAUCAGCAGAUGGAAUGGCUGAAGAAGCAGAGGGAGCUGAAGAAGAUAUGGAACCUGAAGAACAAGCAGAGUUUGAGGAAGAAGUUGCAGAUGCGAAAGAAGCGGUUCAAGAAUUAUCAAAAACUGCAGAAGUUUUUACCAACAUUAUGGAAGGUUCUCUUAAAAUGGUGAAAUCAUUUGCAAUAUUUGUGCUUAAAAACAUUGCUGUUGGUGCCAUUCUGUAUUAUGUCAAUGUUGGUUUAUCGAAACUUACCAAGGUUACGAAGAGCAAAGGACAAACUGGCAAUAAGAAAAUAUUAGCUAUUGUCAAGGGAAUUAUUAAGCUUAUCAAGACAGAAUCCAACUUGUGUAAAGCCAUAAAAGAUUGGUUGCAAAAACACAAGGACGACACAAUUACCUUGGAUGGCAUUGAAAUUAAACUGGAGUCUAUAUUUGAGACAAAACUGAAGCCUAUUUCUGAUGCUAUUGAGAAGACCUAUGCUACCGCAAAGCAUUUAAAGACAAAGAAAGAUGGCAAAUCGUCAUUCAAUAUUCCGACAGUAGCCAACAUUGAUAGUUUGUUGGAUGGAUUGGUGUCUUUCCAUAAAAGCUUAAGAACGCUCCGAGACUUUGCAGAACAAAACAAGGGAAAGGUUGUUGGUCUUAAAUCCUUCCUUGAAAUAGUUACCCCAGAAGUCCUUGAUGAAAUACAGAAUCAAAUUGAGAAUGUAAAGAAAAUGCCUACGGAAUGAACAAAAAGAAGCAAGACUCUAGUUUUGUAUAGUUAUGUAACUUUAUAAGUAAAAUGCAUUUCGAAAGAAUUUAAACUUUUAUAUAAUACAUAACAUAAAGCUUUGUGUCUUUCGUGUU
This is a messenger RNA of Mytilus californianus (California mussel), 1033 nucleotides long. RefSeq lists its product as uncharacterized. The transcript has 4 exons. Lineage: Eukaryota; Metazoa; Mollusca; Bivalvia; Mytilida; Mytilidae. The record is from RefSeq and is a predicted model, not a curated record. Bases 145 to 915 code for a protein of 256 amino acids.